CAGCAGCGCCGGGCAACGGCAGAGCCGCGGGCACGCGAUGGCGGCGGAGCGGCUCCUGCCCGCCUCGCCCAACUGGUACCUCAGCCGCUGCAGCGACGCGAGCGCCGGCGCGCGGCUCUUCGGCUUCGCGGCCCGGAACAGCGUCUACCUGCUGCGGGUCGGCGCCCAGCCCGCCUUCCACGGAGAGCUCAUCGGUCAUACAGAAAGGGUUUCUGGAUUUACCUUUUGUCAUUUCCCUGAUCAGACCAACCUCUGCGCGAGCAGCUCAGAUGAUGGAACCGUGAAAAUCUGGGAUACUCAGACUCUGUCUCUUGUAACUGAGCAUACGCUCCAUCAGAAUACAAUCUCAGCCUUGCAUUGGUCACCCCUUGUGAAAGAUCUGGUUGUGUCUGGUGAUGAGAGAGGCAUCAUCGUUUGUUAUUGGCAUAACAGAAAUGACAGCCAACAGUUCUUCCCUGAGCCUAGGACCAUCUUCUGCCUCACGUGUUCCCCUCACCAGGAGAAUCUGGUAGCUAUUGGUUACAAGGAUGGCAUGGUGGUUAUAAUUGACAUCAGCAGGAAAAAAGAAAUUGUUCAUCGCCUGAGAGGUCAUGAUGAUGAAAUACACUCCUUGGCAUGGUGUCCUGUGCCCAAUGAAGAAGGAUUAUAUAGUUGGCAAGAAGAGCUUCAAGCAGGUGAGGUUCCAAAUGGGGAGCUAACACAGGAGGCAGCUGUAGCAAAAGGUUGUUACCUGGCUUCAGGAAGCAAAGAUCAGACCAUCCGGAUCUGGAGCUGUGCUAGAGGCAGAGGGGUGAUUACUCUGAAGUUGCCCUCUGUGAAGAGAAGAAGUGGGGCAGUUGAUCCUGCUGUUAAAGAGCGUAUUUGGCUGACUGUUCACUGGCCAAGUGACCAUCCCAUGGAGCUCAUGUCCAGCUGCUUUGGAGGUGAACUGCUGCUGUGGGAUUUGGCCCAAUCGGGAAAACGCAAGUGGACACUUUUAGGAUCUUCCGAAGGGCAAAAUCACUCGCGGAUCGUGUUCAAUCUGUGCUCGCUUCGAGUGCAGGGCCGAGAGUUGCUCUUUUCCAUUUCAAUGGACAGAGAUGUGAAGUGUUGGGACCUAGCAACACUAGACUGUUGCUGGACUGUGCCAUCUCUUGGAGGGUUUGUCUACAGCCUAGCCUUCUCCCCUGUGGACACUGGCUGCCUGGCCAUAGGGGUUGGGGACAGCAUGAUCCGGGUGUGGAAUACUCUGUCCAUAAGCAACACCUAUGAUGUGAAAACAUACUGGCAGGGCAUCAAAGCCAAGGUCACAGCUUUAUCCUGGCACCUGACUAAGGAAGGCUGUUUAGCCUUUGGAACAGACGAUGGAAAAGUUGGUAUAUAUGACACCUACUCCGGCAGCACCAAGAACAAGCCUCCUCAAAUCUCCAGCACCUAUCACAAGAAGACUGUGUAUACGUUAGCCUGGGGGCCUCCAGUUCCUCCCCUGUCUUUCGGAGGUGAUGGUGACAAGCCCUCUCUAACAUUGUACAGCUGUGCUGGAGAAGGUAUCGUGUUGCAGCACAACCCUUGGAAGCUUAAUGGAGAAGCAACCGACAUAAAUAAAGUAAUCAAAGACACUAACUCGAUCAAACACAAAAUGCCUGCUCGCGCUGAGAUCAGCUGGAAACCAGAUGGCAAAAUCUUGGCACUUGGUAAUGAGGAUGGAUCAAUUGAAAUAUUUCAGGCUCCAAACUUGAAACUGCUCUGUACCAUCCAGCAGCAUCAUAAACUGAUUAAUGCCAUUUGCUGGCACCAUGAGCAUGGGACCCAGCCAGAGCUGAGCUACUUGAUUGCCUCGGGUUCAACCAAUGCUGUCAUUUAUGUGCAAAACCUGAAGAGCAUCAUAGAGAGCCCUCCAGAAACUCCUCCAACAAUAACGGAGCCUUUUCGCACUCUGGCGGGACACACUGCUAAAAUCACAAGUCUGUCUUGGAGUCCACACCAUGAAGGGAGGCUGGUAUCCGCUUGCUACGAUGGCACUGCACAGGUGUGGGAUGUUCUGAAGGAGGAGCCUCUGUCCAAUUACCGAGGGCAUCGGGGCCGGCUGCUCUGUGUUCAGUGGUCCCCAGUGGAUCCAGAUUCAGUGUAUACAGGGGGAGAUGACUUUUGUGUGCACAAAUGGCUCGUCUCAAAGCAAGAGCACAGCCACCCCCCAAAAGGAAAAAAAGGCAUAGAGCUGGAGAAGAAAAGGAGCUUUCAACCCAAACUCAAAGCCAAAAAGAAGAAAAAGCUGGUGGGAAAGAGUCCAGCAAAGCAGGAUGUGAAUGAGGCAGUAAAUGGCGACGAAAGCAUAAAGGAGUGCGCGUUGGAUGAGAAUGAAAUGUCAGACCAUGAGGCUGAAAAGGAAGCCCAGGAGCAGGAGCUGUCAGACAGAGUCUCACCAACAGUUGCCAAAGAAGUUCCCUUGCAUCCAUCUGCUGCCUCUGUCCCUGACCUGAUGAAACCUUUCAUGAACCAUAGAGCCACCCCAAUGAAGAAGGAACAACCUAAAGAGAAACCAGCUCCUGAUACCUCUCUGAAGAAAAGAAAGCCUCGCUCCCUUCUGCCUGUCAGCACCUCUCUGGAUCAUAGAUCAAAGGAUGAAUUACACCAGGACUGCUUGAUGCUGGCUACGUGUCUGAACGCCAAAGGAAAUCUGGGGAAAGACUUGGUUCCUGACUCAGAUCAUGUCCAUCUGGGGCUGUUUGCAGACAGAGCUGCUCUGUACAAGAUGCUGGAGGUGGAAGGAAGAAACCACUUGGAGAAUGGGCACCCAGAGUUGUUUCAGCAGCUCAUGUUGUGGAAAGGAGACCUGAAGGGCACCCUCCAGUCAGCUGCUGAGCGUGGGGAGCUAACGGACCAGCUGGUGGCCAUCUCACCCAUGGCUGGAUAUCAGGCCUGGGUGUGGACGGUAGAAGCCUAUGCAAAACAACUGUGCUUCCAAGAACAGUACAUCAAGGCUGCCUCGCAUCUCCUUUCAAUCCACAAGGUGUACGAGGCUGUGGAGCUGCUGAAAGCGAACCAUUCGUACAGGGAAGCAAUUGUAAUUGCCAAGGCCAGGCUGCGUCCAGAAGAUCCAGUCCUGAAGGAUCUCUACACCACCUGGGCAGCGAACUUGGAGGAAGAUGGCCAUUAUUCCAUGGCAGCCAAAUGUUACCUGGGAGCUGCAUCUUCCUAUGAUGCAGUGAAAGUGCUGGCAAAAAAAGGGGAUGUGGCAUCCCUAAAAGCUGCUGCGGAGCUCGCUCUGAGAGCUGGGGAGAAGGAUCUGUCAACCACGUUAUCUCUCAGAUGUGCCCAGGAGUUGGUGUCUGCCAGGAACUGGGUUGGAGCACAGGAGGUCCUUCAGCGGCAGGGAAGCCUACUGGGACAGAGGCUAGUUUUUUGCCUUCAUGAACUGCUUUGCAAGUGCCUCAGUGAAAGAAAUCUAGCUGAGCGGAAGAGCUCCUCCCUGCCCUGUUACCACAGCUGGGAUGUGAGGGACAAAGACUCCUUCCUUGAGAUGGUGACUGAGGUGUGGCAGAGCGUGUUUGGAGUGAGCACCGUGGAUCAGGCCAGGACCAUGUGGGAGCAGCUGCAUGGUAUUUUGUAUCCUCCCGCUACCACCAACACCCAUCCCAAGCAGCUGCUCUUCCACAUCGCCCACGAUCUGACCCUGGCAGUGCUGAGCUACCAGACUGCUUCGUGGGAGGAGGCAGUGACAGCUCUUCUCAGUGCCGUGACCCGCAGCUGUGAUGCUGGCAACUUCACUCUUCUGCAAGAAAUCUGCAGCCUCCUCCUUCCCGAAGGCUGCGAUGACCUGAGGCACAAACUGGACAGCACGAGCUGUCGGAGCAUGGCAGCUCACAAGAGUUUAGAAGGCUUCCUGGCUUACGGACAGCUGUAUGAUCUGUGGUGGAACCUGCCCACAGACUCCCCCAUCUCCAAACAGAUGGUGCCAGAGUCUGUGUCUUGCCCUAGUGAGCAGGCAGCUCCUGAACAGAAUGCUGUCUCGGGCAUCUUUGCGGAAGGAAUGGCACCUGAGCUGGAAGAACAUCCCCCCAGCAUGCCUGCUUCCUGCCCUGGGCCCUGUGCAGCUGACUCAGGGGAUCGAACAGAGAGGCAGCUGAAAGUGAAUAGAUGUAAAGUGCUCCUUUCUGAAGAGAUUGCUGCUUUGCAGAACACCCAGAAAGACAUUGCCAAGAUCCAGGACACUCUGGCGGACAUGAUCCGCCAGCAUCAAAGAAACAGCUUGCAGGAGAGCAAGCUGCAGCCCAGCCCCGAGAGUGAGUCGGACAAGCCCAUCCCUCCAGGCAGCCAGAGCCCAGGUAAAGCAGCAGCAAAGGAACCGGUUUCCCUUCCUGAGCUGUCAAAGCAGCUGGCAGAGGCCAAGCAGCAACUGGCAGAAUUUCCAGACAGUCUAAAGGCCUUCCCAUUCCCAGAUGUGCUGGAGUGCAGCCUGGUGUUCCUUCACAUCCACUCCCAGAGCCACAGCGACCCCCCUCCGCUGCCGGUAGCUCCACCAAGCCAGGGCAGUUCUUCUCUGAACCGAGGAAUGGUCUCUACUGCCACCACUGCUUUUUGAAGAACCAUUGUUCUGGAAGGAGCACGGAUCGUCAAGUCAAGCUUACGUAGACUUUCACUACCAGCCAGUCAGCUACUCGUGGCCUCAUGCGCCUCCACGAGCGAUACCGUACCCGUAACAUUAGGAGACGUUGGCUUCUGCCCUUAAUGUAUACAAGAUCUUGUUUAUAUUUAGUUUUUUAAUUUCUGGAGAGAGGAAAAUUAUGCAAGGGAAGCCCUUGGAUUUACACACUGAAAAUGUGGUAAAUGGUUUAAACGGCUACAGCUACCUUUUGGCAGUAUAGGAGCGUUAGCUGUCAUUUCAAUAAAAGGAGCAAUAUGUUUUUUAUUUUAAAGGACUUAAUGCUCAAGCCAGUGUUAGUCGGGGGGUCUGGGAAACUGUUUAAUGUUUUUUUGGAUGUUCAGGAAAUUUGUGUUCCUUUAAAUAAAAGCCUUAUACUUCCA
Alligator mississippiensis (American alligator) is the source of this 5004-nucleotide messenger RNA. It is a transcript of the gene GEMIN5, whose product is annotated as gem nuclear organelle associated protein 5. The transcript is spliced from 29 exons. The coding region runs from base 38 to 4561 and encodes 1507 amino acids. The record is from RefSeq and is a predicted model, not a curated record. Gene Ontology annotation, molecular function: protein binding. NCBI's taxonomy places the organism in Eukaryota, Metazoa, Chordata, Crocodylia, Alligatoridae.